Hypanus sabinus (Atlantic stingray) is the source of this 2306-nucleotide messenger RNA. Its product is annotated as general transcription factor II-I repeat domain-containing protein 2-like. The record is from RefSeq and is a predicted model, not a curated record. The transcript is spliced from 2 exons. Lineage: Eukaryota; Metazoa; Chordata; Chondrichthyes; Myliobatiformes; Dasyatidae. Bases 324 to 1529 code for a protein of 401 amino acids.
GUUGGUGCCUGCCGGGAACGGUCAACGCAAAUCUCAUCUCCAGCUCAGGAGGUCAAAGACCAAUAAUUUAGGGAUAUCUCGAGAUUAUUGCGGGAAGGCGACACUGAGAGCUGGCCCGCCGCUAUAUUGCAUGCACCACUAAUACUACAAAUCCCACAAUGCACUGCCAGUGCAUUGCUUGCACUUGCCUUACUCUCUCAUCAGCAUCCUUAUGGCGCUAGUCACAUGUGGCCAACUUUCAGCUAUCCCUCACCCCAAAAAUGGCUGAACGAAAGGUGGACUUUGAAAACAGGGGUUUUCAAGGCAGGUGAGAGGCAGAGUAUAUGUUCGCAGAUAUAAAGGGCAAACCUGUUUGUCUUGUGUGCGGAGACGGUGUGGCUGUAAUUAAAGAAUAUAACCUAAGACGACACUAUGAAACGAAACACCACGACAGAUACAAGCAUCUGGACAAGAAACAGAAGCCCGCGAUGUGCGGUCAAAAGAGUGGAUUGGUGGGCAGGAUCCGGGAGAAGAUGCGGGAGGAAAACGGCGCAGGUGAGCUGACAGCUUAUCACAGCAUCAUACACCAGGAAUCGUUGUGUGGCAAAGCCUUGAAAAUGGAACAUAUAAUGAGCACCAUAACACGAGCAGUUAACUUCAUAAGAGCCAAAGGUUUAAAUCACCGCGAGUUCAAGUCGUUUCUGGAGGAGUUGGGUUCAGAAUAUAAUGAUUUGCCCUAUCACACAGAGGUGCGAUGGUUAAGCCAAGGAAAAGUGCUGAAAAGAUGUUUCGAGUUGCGUGAGGAGAUCUGUCAGUUCAUGGAAAGCAAAGGGAAAGACACAACAGAGCUCCGGGAUAAAAAGUUGCUUUGUGAAAUGGCGUUUCUGUGUGACAUCAUGAGCCAUCUCAAUGCGCUCAACCUGCAGCUUCAGGGUUGGGGUCGUGUGGUCACAGACAUGUACGCUGCAGUGAGGGCUUUUAAAACCAAGCUGCGCCUGUGGGAGACGCAGAUGCUGCAAGAAAACUUGAGCCAUUUUCCGUGUUGCCAAACUAUGAAAGAGCAGGUUUCUACCGCAGUGUUCCCACGUGCAAGGUUUGGUGAAAAACUUAGCAUACUUGGUGCUGACUUCACACGGCGAUGUGCCGACUUUGAAGCCCAAAAAAGCAGGUUUGAACUGCUCAGUAAUCCAUUUGCAGCUGACGUGGAAAGCGCACCAACCAACAAACAAAUGGAGCUGAUUGAACUCCAAUGUAGUGACACACUCAAGGUAAAGUAUGACUCGGUGGGCGCUGCACAGUUUCUACGUUUCAUUCCCGACACAAUGCCCCAGCUGCGUACCCAAGCUGCUCAAAUGCUCUCUAUGUUUGGCAGCACAUAUCUGUGUGAACAACUGUUCUCUUUGAUGAAGAUAAACAGAACAUCACACAGGAGUCGUCUUUCUGAUGAACACCUUCACUCAGUUCUGAGGAUUUCCUCAGCUCAGAGCCUGACUCCAAACAUUGAUAAACUUGCAUCCAAGAUGAGAUGCCAAGUAUCUGGCUUAGACUAGUGUGAAUCACAGAGUGUUGGCCUGUGGAAAAAUGUUUUCAUUAGAAAUUACUCCGGAAAAACUGCAGAUAAAGCCAUAAGAAAUAAAUGCAACUGAUUUUUUUAUUUAUUUAACGUUCAAUGUUGUUUUUAUAGGCAAUAACCUAAGCUUUGUUAGUUCCAGGUUAAUAUGUGUAAUAAAUUCAUUUCAGUAAGUUUUGCAAUAAACUCUGAACCAGUCGGGCCCUCAACUUGUACCGAUUUUUAAAUUUUGGCCCACUGUGUAUUUGAGUUUGACACCCCUGCGUUAGGUUUACAUUUGUGUUUGCUAAUGCUUGAUUCCAAACGGUUUAUUGAUGGAAAAGGUAUGGCUCCCAAAACAAUCUUAGCCGAAAUAGCAUCGUUUCUUUCUCGUUGCCUACUUUCUUGUAAUCUACGUCUGUAAGUUAAUACCAAUCAUAAUAAGAAUGCUUGCUAGGCAAUCUGCUUCAUAAAAAACGAAAUUGGUAAAGUGAAACAGUUUUAGGUAUAGCGGAGACGGAGACUCAUGAGAGCAGGUUGGGAAAAUGAAGGCAAGGAAAGCCGCGGCCCGCAUGAAGUCGCAAUAUUCUCAAUCCGGCCCGUGAUCUAAAAUGAGUUUGACACCCCUGCCGUAGCAGUUUAACUCAAUCUGAUGUUAUGAAUGUGAAGCAACUCUGAGGGGCCGAAGGGUACAAAGUCGCCCCACCUUUUUGAGAAUCGCAAGAUCGCUAUUAAUUCGGGUCUGGGACCCAGGAAAUGAGGGGGGGGGAGAGAGAGA